Caenorhabditis elegans is the source of this 1107-nucleotide messenger RNA. RefSeq names its product Serpentine receptor class gamma (gene srg-36). Gene Ontology annotation, molecular function: transmembrane signaling receptor activity. The record is from RefSeq and is marked reviewed. Gene Ontology annotation, biological process: sensory perception of chemical stimulus. NCBI's taxonomy places the organism in Eukaryota, Metazoa, Nematoda, Chromadorea, Rhabditida, Rhabditidae. The transcript has 6 exons. Bases 109 to 1107 code for a protein of 332 amino acids. Gene Ontology annotation, cellular component: membrane.
UUGCUCCAAAUCUAUUUAUCAUUACAAUUUUUAACACCGUUCUGAACAUCAAGGCAUAUAAAAAACUGCUUGUAUUGAAAAAGUAAAAUUUCAACUCCUCCUGUUGGUAUGACGCUGGCAAGCUUGUUAAGGUUUAUUAUCACAUCAGUCUACGGAGCAGCACUACUAGUUCUGUACACCUAUGUGGUCAUCAUCAUCAUUGCACAUAAAAAGUCGGAAUCAUCGUUUCGGAGUUCGUUUUACAAACUGUUCAUUGUUGGCUUCUUCAUGAACAUGAUGACAUAUUUCAACAGUCUCAUAAGCCUUCGACUUCCGCAAAGCAAUGGAAUCAACGAAACUUUGUCAAACUUCUUCUUAACACACAACGAGCACAACAUGGAGGUGAUCUUUCCAGUUAAAGUGUUUCACUUUCUGCACUACUACUUUGCAUAUGCUCAGUACAUCUACAAUUUCUUCAUAUCCCUCAAUCGCUUCUCAUUGAUUACGAAUCCUAUAAAAUCGGAGCUCUUCUGGAGAAAACGAUUUUGGUGGUUUGUGUUUGCAAUUUUUGCAAUUCCAUGGGCUUUUGCUGUACCAAUUUUGGUGGGACGGUCUUACUACGUGUAUCAUUCACAUGGUGACUACUUUUUUCUAGAUACCACAAUAAAACGCUCGCUGAUCUAUACCAUUUUGGCACCAACGCUGUCCGUGAUAACUGCAAUGAAUAGCUUUUUGAAUUUCAUGUCAGUUCGCAAGGUUAUCAUUUUGAAGCUCUCCGGAGGAAGAGUCCCGGAAAAAAAUCUCUUGCAAAUGUCCUUUGUGAUUUUCUUCAUUGAUAUUUUUCUGGUUAUACUGACUUUGAUUAAAGCAAUAAUAAUUGCAUGUGGUUUAUCGUUCAAAUCGGAAUCGACGGACGAGAUUCUUAGUUGGAUCGUCAUUCUCAUUCCUUUCGCCAGCGACGCACUCACUCUCACACAACCGUUGCUGCUAUUGUUCUUCAGCAAAACUGUCCGAAGAUGUUGUAUUUGGCCAUUCCCGUGUUUGAAAUCACUCCGCUCUCACCGAUUGAUUGCCAGAAACAGUGUUUUAGUUGUUCGUCCAUUUGGAGCACCUACAAUCACAGGGUGA